This is a messenger RNA of Microdochium trichocladiopsis, 2371 nucleotides long. RefSeq lists its product as uncharacterized. Lineage: Eukaryota; Fungi; Ascomycota; Sordariomycetes; Xylariales; Microdochiaceae. The transcript is spliced from 3 exons. The record is from RefSeq and is a predicted model, not a curated record. The coding region runs from base 185 to 2335 and encodes 716 amino acids.
CUCUCGAACACGCUCACUCCACUGUCGCCCACUCGUGGUCAGGCAUGAAAUCCGCCAUCCCGGCACAGUUGUCAGAGCGAAGUUGAAGCUUUGGAUGAUCUUCUCGAGCUGAGGCACGACCCAGCCAACGAAGUGCUGAAGAAGCCAAGACAUCCGCGAAGGCAAGUGCCAAUCAAUCUUCAGCAUGCGCAAGGACAGGCAGACGCCCUGGACACAACUGUACACCGUGGCUUCAGUUGGGGUUGAUGGCGAUGACCCCAGCUGCAAUGACGGCGACAGUCUUGAUGAAGAGGACGUCGACCCUUUGCCUCUUCUGGCUCAUGACUACAACCAGCAACCCGCUCCUUCGCGUCGGAAGAAGAGGACGGUGGAGGGAUUGUGUCGACAGCGAAAAAUCUGGUAUCGAUACUGUCGCAGGAUCGAACGCGAUCCUAAGGAGGCGCUCCUGUCGCUCGACAUGAAUUGCUACAAAGCAUACUUUGAGUGGUUGAUCCAACGUGGACGGAUAAAAGCCAUUUCAACGCUACAGACUUAUUGGAAACAAAUCAGCUCAUUAUACGCCGAGACAAGUCUGGGCUGGAUGGAGAUGGGCGUUCUGAACGAGAUGAGCAAUCAUCUGCGAUUCUUGCAGCAAAAGUACUCGCUGAGGGAGGCUCAAGAUGAUAAGUCGCCACUCUACGUUGACGAUCUGGAUAAUCUUCUCUUCUACCACUGGGUGCACGACACGAGGGCCUUUGUUCACGAGCGGCAACGGGUGACUGUGGCCAUGGCCUUCAUCAUCAUUGGCGUCAUGGCAUCACGGCCAAGUGCUGUCCUUGCACUGCGGUACGAGGAUCUGCAAAUCCAGCUCUUUCCCGCAGACGAUCCGCAAUGUCGGCCAGACAUCGUCAUGAAGCUCAAGUUGACAGACACCAAGUCGGGGAAACCCAUCCAUGCAGGAUUCCGUGAGGAGUUCAACCUGAUCCAUUGUGUUCAGACAGGCCUUCUCGCUCUGGCGAUUGCGGAUAAGGCCUUCCUCGAUGACAUCACUUGUCUGGAAGACAUCUACAAACUUCGAGUCCCCCCAACUAUGGAUCGGUUAAAGCUCCAGUGGAAAGCAGAAUGGUCCGACAAAUUCAUCUUCAGACAAGGAUCCUCUCACAGCGACCAUGUCACAUACCAGCAGUGUCUCCAGGCAAUCCAAGUGCUUGGUCGUGCGUGUGGAUACGAAGAAAAGCUGAGGUUCUAUCAGAUUCGUCGCGGAUCGGGCAAGAAGCUGACAGAAGAGCUUACGAUGGAAGAGAGGAAUCAAAUCAUGGAUCAUAUUGGAGGUACAUCGGCAGUUUACCGCCGAUUCUACAUGACCGGCUUCAUCGACAAGGAUAUACAGGCCAUCACCUUCGGCAGUCCUCCGAGGGCAAGGCUUUUGCACAAGACCGGUCGCAUUGCUCGAGAUACCGAAGCACCUACGACACUUACUACGGAGCAAUCGAGCACCGUGAAUGUCCAUCCUGACAUUGUCCAGUACAAAAAGGCUCGGUCAGAGGUCAGAGAUCAAAUUCGAAAGUUAUUCGGGACCGUCGUGGAAGCUAGAGGCUCCGACAUCCCCGAAUUGGUCGCUUUAGUCAAAUCAUACGACAAACUCAACAACCAGAUCACCAGUCGCAAGCAAGGGCUGAGGCGAGAGCUACUUAACACUACGAUCACCACGCAUCACGAGACAGCUAGCAGUAGAGCGAUCACGGACCAGAUGAACGGCAAGCCAUCUAUGGACCAGCUUGUCAAGUCUCGAGCCGCUUUCGAAUACGCCGCUCGAUCACAGAUCGCCAGCCUCUUCUCCCAUGAGGAUGGUAGGAUUAAAUCUCAGGGCCUCGAUGAAAAACGCGCUCAGCUAGUCAACGCAAUGGCCGAGCUGUGCAUGGUUGCAGAAUCGCCACCCAAGUACAGAACACGUCUGUCAAGAACGUCACCUCAAGGAGAUCAUGGCCUGAGGGUGGUGCAGGAUUUCUCCCACUGUGGGAGAAUGGUGCUGCGUCCACAGCCGAAGAAGCUCAUCUGCCCGUUCUGUCAAGGGGAUUCCCGCUGUGCGCCCUUGAAAAAAUCCAAGGCAUACACGCGGAUUGAUACAUUUGGGAAGCAUAUUUUCUGCCAACAUUUCGAAGCUGAUGGACAUCUUCGCGGCACCAGAGAAGGGAGUUCUUUUAGGUGUCCCUUCACGCCCUGUACUACUCCUUUGUUCCAUGCUCGCCAUUUUGCUCACCAUGCAGAGGCGGUUCAUGAGAUGCCUCCUUUCCAAGUGUCCACAUUGCCGGGCCAGGCGAAUAACUGGCAUGGUGUUGUGAGUCAUACUAUGUAGUUUAUCAAACCGUGCCGUGAGGCUGUUGGACUGAAA